Molecule: messenger RNA, 1777 nt
Organism: Glycine soja
Lineage: Eukaryota; Viridiplantae; Streptophyta; Magnoliopsida; Fabales; Fabaceae
Product: O-glucosyltransferase rumi homolog
Exons: 6
Coding region: 182-1609 (475 amino acids)
Source: RefSeq, a predicted model, not a curated record
UUAAAAUUAGUCUUUUAUCCGAAAGCCAAUAACCAAAUAGAGUAGUUGCAUCAUGCAAUUGGCACACCAUUGCCUCACACUCAGUUAUUAAUAGUCAACCACAAAAUUAAGCUUGUAGAAUUCUAAGGCUAACCUCUCGCAUAUGUAUGAUUCAUGGUGGCUGUGAGAGUGGUUUAGCAUAAUGACGAGAUGGACAUUCUUCUCCGUCAUCCUCUUGGCUGCAUUUGUUGCAAGCACUUUCUUCCUCGAAAUUGAUCUUUUCAGAAUAACAACCACUACUAUUCUCAAGACAAAUAUAGUAUUCAAUAGGCAACAACCCCAGUUCCCACUUAAUUGCACCAACGAGAAGUUAGCAACAACAUGCCCAUCAUACUACCCAACAAAAUUUCAAUUUUAUGAUAAUUCAUCUACUACAUCAUGCCCAGAAUACUUCAGAUGGAUCCAUGAAGAUUUAAAACCAUGGGAGAGUUCAGGAAUCACAAGGGACAUGAUUGAAAGAGGCAAAAAUAUUUCGCAUUUCAGGCUUGUAAUUGUAAACGGAAAAGCUUAUAUAGAAAAGUUUGCCAAAUCAUAUCAAACAAGGGAUGUGUUCACAAUAUGGGGAAUUUUGCAACUUCUAAGGUUGUACCCUGGAAAGGUACCAGAUUUAGAGCUAAUGUUUCACUGCGGGGACAAAACUGUUGUAUUCAAAAAAGAUUUCCAAGGACCACAAAUGUCACCUCCGCCCGUGUUCCAUUAUUGUGGAGAAGAAAAUUCAUAUGACAUUGUUUUCCCUGAUUGGACCUUCUGGGGUUGGGCUGAGCUUAGCAUAAGACCAUGGGAAACAACAUUACAUAAUAUACAAGAAGGCAACAAGAUGGUCAAAUGGAAGGAUAGGAUUCCCUAUGCUUUUUGGAAGGGCAACCCAAAAGUGUCUAUUAUUAGGAGAGAACUUGGCAAGUGCAAUGUCACAGAAAAACAAGAUUGGAAUGCAAGAAUAUAUGACAUACAAUGGCUACAGGAGAGAGCAAGUAAUUUUGAGAAUUCAAAACUUGAAAAUCAAUGUACCUUUAGAUAUAAGAUCUAUGCAGAAGGGGCCACGUGGUCUGUGAGUGAAAAGUACAUCAUAGCAUGUGACUCAAUGACUAUGUUUAUAGAACCUAAGUAUUAUGACUUCUUUACAAGAAAUAUGUUACCUUUGCGACACUACUGGCCUAUCAGCACAAAAAAUAUGUGUGAAGAGAUUAAGUAUGCAGUGGAUUGGGGAAAUGCUCACCUUGACCAUGCACAAGCAAUUGGAGAUGGAGGAACUAACUACAUCUUAGAGAAUUUAAAGAUGAAAUUUGUAUAUGAUUACAUGUUUCAUUUAUUAAAUAACUAUUCAAAACUCUUGAAAUUCAAACCAACCAUACCUAUAGGAGCUGUUGAGAUUUGUUCUGAAAGUAUGGCUUGUUCCUUGCAUGGUCAAAGGAAACAUUUUAUGGUUGAAUCCAUGGUGAUCUCACCAAGUGAUACACCUCCAUGUAUAUUGCCUCCUCCUUAUACACCUGAAACUCUAAAAGAGUUUCUACAAGAAAAAGAAAAUCUAAUCAAACAAGUGAAGACAAGGGUGAUCAAUACAAAGCAAUAAAGGCUAGUGUUGACGGUGUUGUAGUAUGUAUGUAUGUAGAUGUAAUUCUUACACACACACAACACUCUUGAUGAAUGUCACAUUGUCAAUUAGUCAUAGUGUAACAAAUUCAAUCUAUCAAAAUGUGAUUGAAUAUUCAUGAUUAGAAGAAAGUUUUUUGUUAAUUUA